UAUUCAUUCGAAGAAGACGAAAGACGGUGGGACAGACUGCUGUGGGUAAAGAAAAUCAAAAACCUGUCGUCUGCUUCUGUGAACAUGGAUUUCAAAGUACGUGCUGCAACAAAAGAAGACUGCAAAGAAGUAUCGCGAAUGAUAAUGGAGUUGGCGGUUUAUGAGAAAAUGCCUGACCAAGUGAAGAUAUCGCAUGAAGAACUGGAGCAUGACGGUUUCUGCCAGAAUCCCUUCUUUGAAUGCCUUGUUGCAGAAGUACCGGAGGAGCAUAAAUCAAAUGAAGGAUUCACAGUUGUCGGAUACGCCCUUUACUUUUACACUUACAGUACAUGGAAGGGACGGGCAGUAUACUUAGAGGAUCUGUAUGUGAUGCCAGAAUUCAGAGGGAAUGGCAUUGGCAAGGGUUUACUGAGCAAAGUUGCUGAGGUGGGGAAAAAGAAGCAGUGUGUGCGGUUGCAGUUGUCUGUGUUGAACUGGAAUACUCCUACUCGAGAUUUCUAUGCGGCUAAAGGAGCUCAGGAUCUAACUGUCAGUGAAGGCUGGCACUUUAUACGCUUUGAUGGACAAAACCUGGACAAUUUAGCAAAUGAAGCACCUAAAGAUUAGUUUUUCAAGGAAAAUAUGCACACGGUUUGUUUUCUACUAUAAACUCUCACCCUCUGUAAAACAUUGGUAAAAUACGCUUCAGUGAACUGAUUUCUCUAUCUUGUGUAUUAAUUUAAAGCCAGUCAAAUUUACUAGGACCUACAUAUGAUUACCAGCCAUGCAGUAGUGUUAUUGUUUUCACCUUGUGAGUCUAUGUCUGUUGUCAUCAUGGCAAAACAAGUUCCUGGAGACACCCUCUGUAGCAGGAACUAUGGGACAGUUUUGAGUUCUUGGUAGGUGUUUAUGUGUCCGUCUGUCAGAUAGAUUUUGUCACUGUGAUAGUGUCACAACGGUGCAAGAUACAGUCAGGAAACUUUACAGGUGCGAUGUUGAUGAUCAAAAACCAAAUUGAAGGCCAGGCAUCACGGCUGGUGUGAUCCCAAAACAAGAUCGUCUCUAGUAAAUAAAGAUGAUGGUAAAUUAUCAAUAAUAAAUUUGAUCUGAAUAAAUCCAAUCCCAGAUGUGAUGCCACAUUUCUCCAGCAGGUGGCACAUAGAACUCCCCUUUUUCUGCACAGUGACGCCCAUACGAUCUCCAUGAGAUGAUAGUAAAGUAGUAAGUCAGAGGAGCUUGAUUUGCUGCUUGGCCUUGGAAGAUGCCACUCUGUUGAAAAUAAUAAUAAUUUAAUUUAAUUAGUCAACUCUGAAUGCAGAGACCUAAUGGGCCAUACUUUCAGGUCUCUCCUGGUUAAUGGAGCCAAUGGAAAGGAGGAUGUGCAAACAAACUCAGUAACCAAAAACACUGUUAUUUGUUACGUUUUUUUUUUUUUAUUGUUUUAUUACUAAUAUUGCUCAAUAGCGCUGUUCAUCACUCUAAUGGAAAUCAUAAUGUCAUUAAAAUUCUCAUGAUUGAGUGCAACAGUCACUGAAAAUGUAUUUUUGUAUAAAAUAUACUCAAAUCCACAGGAACAUAUGUAAAAUUACCCAUAAGAAAACUGUAUGACAGUACAUUUGAAAUUCACACACAUGCCAGAAAAAAAUAAAAUUUACAAAACCUACAAA
Messenger RNA from Seriola aureovittata, 1646 nucleotides. It is a transcript of the gene sat2b, whose product is annotated as spermidine/spermine N1-acetyltransferase family member 2b. The record is from RefSeq and is a predicted model, not a curated record. Bases 85 to 606 code for a protein of 173 amino acids. Lineage: Eukaryota; Metazoa; Chordata; Actinopteri; Carangiformes; Carangidae. The transcript has 6 exons. Gene Ontology annotation, molecular function: N-acetyltransferase activity.